CUGCUUUCAGAGUGCUAAUAGGCUUUUGAUUUAAUAGGCAUAUUCUCACCUUUGUUUACGUUUGUGUGCUCACGAGAGACGGAUGAGUGUGAACUGGCGAACAUGUGUGUGUGUUUGAAUGAGAGCCAGGAAAAGGGGAAGGGCCUCAAGUGAGCGGACAAAAACAGCUGCUCUUGUGUGCUCGGGAAACCUCAUCCAGAGAGAGGGAAGAGAGGAGAGACGGACCAGAAGGGUCCAGAUCUCUAUAUGGGUUGCGCCCUGUGUGCGGAUAGCUGUGGGGACGAGCCAGAUCCGGUACCCGUGAGAGGGUCUGUAAGGAGGGAGAGAGCAAAGUCCAGGGGAAACAUGAGGCUGACCAAGGCGGGGAAGGGCGAGCCCCACGUCUUUAAAGAAAAGACCUUCAAAAAGAAGCGCCAGUGUGGGGUGUGCAGGCAGAGCGUGGAGAGUUUGGGAUCUUUUUGUCGAGUCUGCAAAACAGCCACUCACAAGAAAUGCGAAGCCAAGAUCAACACAGCCUGCAUCCCAGCGCAGCCCUCCGAACUGCGAAGGGGAACGUCCUCCUCUAGACACAUUCAGCAUCUGGGUUCGACCAAGUCUCUGACCUACAGUAAACAGAGAAACACUCUCCCGAGGAGCUUCAGUGUGGAUCGGGUGAUGGACAGAGUGAUGGAGAGGCAUUAUGAUUUCGACCUCACGUACAUCACGGAGAGGAUCAUCUCUGUGUUUUUUCCUCCUCUGCUGGAAGAACAGCGGUAUCGCCUCAACCUCAGGGAGGUGGCAGCCAUGCUCAAGUCCAAACACCAGGACAAGUUUCUGUUAUUCAAUCUGUCUGAGCGAAGGCAUGACAUCACCCGAUUAAACCCAAAGGUUCAUGACUUCGGCUGGCCAGAUAUGCACGCUCCUCCACUGGAUAAGAUCUGUGCCAUGUGCAAAGCAAUGGAGAACUGGCUGAACUCCAACCCCCAUCAUGUGGUCGUUCUGCACUGUAAGGGCAACAAAGGAAAGACAGGUGUUAUCAUUGCUGCCUACAUGCAUUACAGCAAGAUAUCCGCAGGGGCAGAUCAGGCCCUCAGCACAUUGGCAAUGAGGAAGUUUUGUGAAGAUAAAGUGUCGUCCUCUCUCCAACCCUCUCAGAACAGGUAUAUCUAUUACUUUGGAGGGCUGCUCUCAGGGGCCAUCAAAAUGAACAGCAGUCCUCUCUUCCUCCAUCAGGUCCUCAUUCCUACCAUCCCUAACUUCCAGGAAGAUGGAGGUUUCUUUCCUUUCCUGAAGAUCUAUCAGUCCAUGCAGCUCGUCUACACUUCUGGCAUAUAUGAUCUGCAGGGCUCUGGGAGCAGACGGCUGAUUGUUACUAUUGAGCCUGCACUGCUGCUGAAAGGAGACAUCAUGGUGAAGUGUUAUCACAGACGGGUUCAGUCUGCUGAGAGGGAUUCUGUGUUUCGACUGCAGUUUCACACAUGCACCAUUCAUGGAGCUCAGCUCUGGUUCGGGAAAGGCGAACUGGAUGAAGCUUGUUCAGAUGACAAAUUUCCCUCUGAUGCCACAGUGGAGUUUGUAUUUUCAUCUGGGCCUGAGAAAAUCAAAGGGAGAGUGACCCAGAGGAAUGAUCCAGCUGUCAGCGUGGACUAUAACACGAAUGAUCCGGUGGUGCGCUGGGACUCAUAUGAGAACUUUAAUCAGAGAUAUCAGGACAGCCUAGAGGAUAUUGCACACACACGUGGACCUGUAGAUGGCAGCCUGUACGCACAGGUUAAAAAGCGCCGUGCCGCAGGCUCCACCUCCCUGCUGUCCACCAAUGGGAGCCCUGCAAGGAGCUCCGAGGAAAGGCCAAGUCAGCUUCUGUCUGUCAGCACUGAUUCUGGACACUCAUCUGUCCCACCUGACCGGCUCGAUGAAGCAACUCGACAGGCCCCGCCUACUCAGCAAGAGAGGGAGGAUCUUGAGCGCCUACUGGGUGGGAUUGAAGGCGAUGGAGGGAGGGAUCGUGACCGAGAGACAGCCAUUUUGGAUGACGGUGAUUCUUUGCCUCCUGAGAGGACUGGGUCACUGAGGUUAGGUCGUUCAUGCUCAUGCCGGGUGGGCUACCGAUCCCAGCGCUGUGCCGAGCCUGGAUGCGAUGGACUCCAUCACUUAUCAAAUGGUUAUUGCCUUGAUCGUCCCACCACCACUAAUGGACAAACAGGGGCUCCUCCUUCAGGUAUGCCAUCUGUCAUAGGGCUUUGCCAACACCACAGUGCCCAUCCUCACCAAACCCUGCCACCUCCCGACCUGCUCUGGGACCGCCAACAAGGUCCACAGCACUACCUUCAUCGCACUUGCACAGAGGGACCAUCACGCCACCUGUGUCCAUAUCCGUCCCAGGAGAUCAGCACCCAUCCUCAUAGUCUGUCUCCCCGACUGGUCUGCAGGGCGGAUGAGUACAUUCCAUACCCCCAUCAUCACCACAACCAUCCACAUCACCCCAAACCUAACGGCCCCUAUCACGAUGUCAUGAUGGUAGAUGGCAUAGUGACGCCUGUCUGCCCUUGUCGGGACUGCUGUCUACGACGAGAAGAUUUCCACACUCUCCGUUUAGACAGAGAGGAGGCAAUACACUGGGAGAGGGAGGCAGAGCUUCUCCGAGACACAGGGUUAAGACGGGGCAGAGAGGCCGAUAUGCAAAGAGGGACGGAUAUAUGGGAUCGGGAAGCAGGUCUAAGGAGGGGGCGAGAAAUGACUCUCCACUGGGACAGAGACCGAGAAGCAGAACUACAGUGGGAGAGAGAGCGAGAGGCAGAAUACUGGCACAGAAGGGCCACAGUAUCCCCAUACGGACCUCACGGUCAUGAAUUACCAGCAUUUAACUUCGAUCCCCUCCCUGCAGGCCAUCCCGCAUACCCCGAACCCACUCGUUCGCACUCUCAUUCCCAUCUGGAUCUCAAAUACAGCAGCAGCUCCAGUGGGUACCAGACACCGCACCAGGCGUGCCCCUGCUCCCCUUACCAGCCGUCACCCUCAGAGAGCCGUGGAUAUGCCUCGGGUUACCAGUCUGAGUCCACGUCUCCUCUUCCACCUCCCUCCGCCUCCUGCCCUGGUCCAGUGCACCAUGCCAGCGGACCUACAGAGAGCCAAAUGGACCCCCAUCCUCAGCAGUACCCCUCUAACACAAAUGCAGAUUGUCCUGGCGCAGAUAGCAUAGGCUGGCGUAGUCACAUUACCCAUGGUUCCCUGCGGCGGACACAUCGAGAUCCACAUGAUCCAUGUUCAACACCCUCUGAUAUUUCAGGAUCUCCAACACCAGUCCACACAAGCAGCCCUUUGCAAACGCAGGAGAGUCCUAUCCUGAGUGUCCGUGAGUGUGACUCAAGAGAGGUCAACAGUGAAAGCAGUUUGGCCCACUCCCACAACAGGCCGCACCCACCUGCCCUACAGUGCAACAGUGUCAGUCCAGGGUCUCGUCAAACUCUACGGUCUUCCAAUCAAGAGAUUGCUGAGAUACACCCUUUUCCUGCCACACCCACCACUUCAACCCAACAACCCUCCACCCAUUCCCCACCUACGACACCUCCAACCCCACAAAUCUCAGCAGAAAACCCAGUCCCCUUUACAUCCCCAUCAGAAUCCACCCAACACCAGACAAACUGCUCGCCUACUGGUGCAACAGUGCUACCCACGGGGGAAAUGGUGACACAAUCAACUGAGACUUUUAAACCAGCAUGUUCACCACGUCCCUCCUCUCCCAUCCCAACCGAGUCCAUCCCAGCUCACUUGCAUAGCAAUGGAGUAUCAUCAUCUCCAGAACCAGAUGUCCCUAAACCUCCUUCUUCUGCCCCUGCGUCCCCUCAUCCACUCCCUUGUGACCACGAGAGUUCUUCCUCCCCUGAACCUCCAGUGCCUGGAUUUGCCACACUGGGCAGGAAGCUGAUGUUGGGUUCUGAAACCUCCCUUCCUAUGGAUGGCAGCCUCAACUCCACUCCUACCUUCCCCGUCUCUCCAGCUUGUUGCACCCCAUCUCCUCCACUUGGCUCCUACUCAGGGUGCCCAGCCUCCUCUGUCCCACAGCCUCCUCUCCCUGAGAAACGCCGCCCAUCCGGGCAGCCAGGCUCACCCAAUGGGAGGCCCGGAACGCUGAGGGGGUCCAUGAGUCAUCACGCCUCUGGGCAGCACCACGUUACAUUCUCACCUUCAGUAGGAGAGCUGACCAUGAAUGCUGGUCAGGGAGAAGUUGGUGUGGAGGAUGAGAUGGGCAGCCGUGUCAGUGUAAAGUUUGUGCAGGACAGCUCUCGGUUUUGGUAUAAACCUGGCAUCUCCAGAGAGCAAGCUAUAGCAGCACUGAAGGAAAGAGAGCCAGGGGCCUUCCUCAUCCGAGACAGUAACUCUUUCCAGGGGGCCUACGGUCUGGCCCUGAAAGUUGCCAGCCCACCCCCCAACGUCAAUAACCAUAGCAGCAAAGCAGGAGGAGACCCUCUGGAACAGCUGGUUCGACACUUCCUGAUUGAGACAGGGCCUCGGGGAGUGAAGAUCAAGGGUUGUCAGAACGAGCCCUACUUUGGGAGUCUUUCAGCACUGGUGUAUCAGCAUUCCAUUACACCUAUCUCUCUGCCCUGUGCCCUCCGCAUCCCAGAGAAAGACCCGAUAGGUGAAGUUCUGGAGGUUCAGCCAGUCAGUAACAUGAGUACAGCCGCAGACCUUCUGAAACAGGGCGCAGGUGAGUGUGAGCCAGCACAUCUGUCCUCACGUGGGACGUCUCACUGUGACGUCUAUAACCUCCGGUGUCUCUCCUCAGCCUGCAAUGUGCUGUACCUGAACUCAGUGGAGACCGAGUCUCUCACGGGACCCCAGGCUAUCGCCAAGGCCACAGGAGCCACGAUGUCACGCAGCCCCCGGCCCUCUGCGACUGUGGUCCACUUUAAGGUGUCCGCCCAAGGCAUUACACUGACAGACAGUCAACGCAGGGUGUUCUUCAGGAGACAUUAUCCAAUCAACAGCGUGACUUUCAGCAGUGUGGACCCACAAGAAAGGAGGUGAGAUUGUAGUGGCAGAAAUGCUAAGGGU
Molecule: messenger RNA, 5034 nt
Organism: Pimephales promelas (fathead minnow)
Lineage: Eukaryota; Metazoa; Chordata; Actinopteri; Cypriniformes; Leuciscidae
Source: RefSeq, a predicted model, not a curated record